AUGCCCCCUUCGCCCACAAGGGAGAGAAAGGAAAUCAAAAUCAGAACGCCAGACAAUCCGGAAGAUAUACCUCGAAAACAGAAACUCUGUAAAGGAGGGAUCUCAUACGAUCUCGUCCUCAAUCUAGCAAAUAUGGAUCAAAUUGAUAUCAUCACGAUCCAGGAGCCAUAUAUAUACAAAGAUACCUCAAGAAAAAUCACCAAAACUCACCCCUCCUACGAAAUCUUCACUCCAUUAGACGAUUGGAAGGAAAACCCUCGUGUCCUUACCUAUAUCAGAAAAGAAAUAGGAAUUCAGAUCAACCAGAUCAGACCGAUAAUCUCCAGAGAUCUAAUAUUUAUACAAUUAAUAUCUACAAAUAAUACAAUAUUUACCAUUAUAAAUAUUUACAACGCUCCAACACAAUGCACAGAUGGCAAUCAAGCCAUCAAGGCACUCUUUGAACUCCAAAACUUCCCAAACAACGCCAUCCUACUAGGCGACUUCAACCUCCACCACCCCAACUGGAAUCCCCUCCAUCCAUCCCCUUCAACGCUAGCCGAACCCUUUGUAGAAUGGUCAAACUCCCGGCAUCUACACCUCAUCUCCCCAAUCGGAACUCCUACUCACUCAAAGGGAAACGUCUUGGACCUCACCUUCCUCUUAGGGCCCUAUACAGCGUAUACCGCCCUCGCUGAACAACUAGAGUGCACCUCAGAUCACAGCACCCUAAAAACCUACCUUCACUGGAAUUACCGAAGCCAAAAGCCUGCAAAGAAACUCAAGCUAAAUACAUUGAAUGAAACGCUCUUUAAAGACCUACUAGAAACUAAUCUCACCAACAUUGCAGCUAUCCCCAGGACACCCUCUCUAAGAGACCUAGAUCAAGCCGCAUCAUCCCUUACACAAGCCCUUACAAAAGCCUAUACAGGAUCUGCAAGAAGAUCCAUAAACAAGCCCCUUCAACAACCUUGGUGGAACAAGGACUGUAUAAAGGCUGUGUAUAAACAUAGAAUCACCAAUACACCUACAUCCAAACGCUCUCUUCGGAAAACAGUCCGAAAAGCAAAACACACCUUCUAUAUUACGAAAGUGGAUAAAGUAGAAGAUAUAAACGAUGUAUAUCGAAUGACCAAAUGGCAUCAAUCCACAGGAAUAUACCGUACCCCCCCUUUAGCAGAUCUAUCAAAACAAACCAUUGCAAAUACUAUCGAAGAGAAAAGGGAAACCUUCGCCAACAACCUACUGACAAACCUAGCCGAGAUUGACGACAUCCCGUUCGAUACCCCUACAACCCCAAGCAGAUCUAUCACCUUCCCUGAUAUAGCUAUACAAGAUAUAGAGCUGGCCAUUCUAAAAGCAGGGAACACAGCACCUGGCGCAGACGAAAUCCCAACAAAAAUCCUACAAGUCGCAUGGCUACAGAUAAAAGAAGUAACCCUAUCCCUUUUCAAAGGCUGUCUACACCUAGGACACCACCCAAAAUGCUUCCGAUUAGCUACCAUCGUAAUCAUCCCUAAACCCAACAAGCCAGAUUAUACCAACCCAAGAUCAUACCGACCAAUUGCCUUGCUCUCGGUCCUAGGCAAAGGCCUCGAAAGACUCAUUGCGAAGAAGGUAUCAUGGCUUGCUCUAAACUACCAAGUCCUAGCGAACCAGCAGCUCGGAGCCCUACCCUUGCGAUCCUCAGUGGACCUCACCACUUGCGUUACACACGACAUUGAGGCAUCCUUAAAACAAGGGUUAAAGACCACCCUGCUCACAAUGGAUGUAAAAGGUGCUUUUGACGCAGUGCUACCAGGAAGACUAGUGAAUCGCCUUCGGGAACAAGGAUGGCCAAACAACCUGGUUAGAUGGGUUCAGUCCUUCGCCACUAAUCGAUCCAUCAAGAUCCGACUAGACGGCGAGACUGGCCCGGAAACAAAGCUAGAAUGCGGUCUUCCUCAAGGUUCACCGAUCUCCCCGAUCCUGUUCAUGCUCUACAUCGCGCUUCUCUUCUGGAUGGGCAAACCACAGAGCAGAUUCGGAUAUGCAGACGAUAUCGCGAUACUAGCGACAUCAAACUCACUACAGACAAACUGCGAUUCUCUAAAAAUGGAUAUACAAGAAACUCUCGAAUGGGGAAAAACCGAAGGUAUCACUUUUGACCCCAAGAAAUCUGAGCUUAUACACUUCUAUAAAGGACACCGAACACUAACGGAUACCCCUGCAAUACACACCGGAUCUAUGAAUAUAGAGGUCAAACCUGGCCCGCUCAAAUGGCUCGGAGUCCACUUCGAUAGGAAACUAUGCUUCAAACCACAUGUCCAGAUCCUCGCAGCCAAAGCCCUCAAGGGAGCCAACGCACUGAGAUCCCUCAGCAAUACACACCGAGGGAUACCCCCAUAUCUCACCAGGAAAGUGGCUGAAGCCUGCAUACUCAAAAAGUGCUAUUUCGCCUCGGAAACGUGGUGGCCAAGCCGAACCAGAACAAAGAAGAAUGCCCUAAACAACCCGAUCUCGAUCUCAAAUGUAGUGGACAGCCAUUUAAGCUUACUCAACAAAGUGGUAAUCAUCUAUACAAGGGCAAUCCUCCCAGUAUACAAAACCACAAACACAGCAGUACUCUACGAAGAAGCCAAACUCAGACCAUCCGAGAUCGAGCUAAACCUGAUUUCACAAUUAUAUGCGGCACGAACCACCAGACUAGACCUUUACCAUCCUCUCAGGAUCAGAGCAGAGAACAUAACCAAAGCCAGAGAAUAUAACCGCACCCCAGAUACAAGAUUCACAAGGCUCAUCACAGCAUUACCGGAGACUGAACACAUAAACCCCUUGGCCUUCCCACCCUGGGAAAUCAGAGAGUCGAGGGCAGAGGCCGAGGCCCGCAUCAAUGGUCCGAUGGGCAGAACGAAGGCACAAGCAGCCGAAGACUUCAAAGCCUUCCACGCCAAGAUCCCAAGAAGCGAUAUACAAAUCUUUUCGGAUGGCUCAAAAAGUGAAAGCAAGGAUGGCGCAACUGGGGGCGGAUUCGUAAUCUCACAAUUCGAUAUUCAGAUAGCACACCAUUCUUUCUCAUUAGGCACAAAUGCAGAAGUGUUCGAUGCAGAAGCCACAGCCGCAGUAGCAGGGGCAGCAAAAGCCCUCACUCUAGCAUCAACCAAACUGGCCACAGAUCUCUGGAUCUUCUUAGACAACCACGAGGCUGCUCUCCGAUUAGGAUCCCACUUCAAUGGUUCCUCACAGAGAGUCUUUGAAGACUUUCUGAAGCUCACACAAGCUUGGGCUGUUAGACCAAGGCUCCCACACACCUCCCCCGGGAAAAUCCGCGUCCGAUGGGUCCCAGGGCACCUGGAUAUCCCUGGCAACGAAAUAGCUGACAAAGCCGCUAAGGAAGGAACAAAACUUCCUUUUCCCCUCAACCCGAUCUGUAUGCUAGCAUCCCUAAAAAGAAUGAUCAGAACAAGGGCCAACAAAGCAGACGAACAAUUAUGGAAUACAGUCAGCCCACAAUACUACAAAGAUCUCCAAUUCAACCACACUUCUAAUACAGACACCCUCUCUCUGAAGAGAGCUACACUCCACUAUAUUCUCGCUAUCAGAUUACAGUAUGGCGACUUCGCAGUAUACCAUGAACGCUUCAAUCACACUAUAGCCCACGUCCAUUGCUCGUGUGGUAAAAGGAAAACUCCAUUACACUUUUUCUUUUGCAAAAAAGGAAAAGCCUUCAAAGCGCUCACAAAGAGCCCCCCCUCCGAAGCUAUCCCCUGGCUUCUAAGCAAUCCCACCGGUAUAGCCAAACUAGCCGAAUGGCUAGAAUACACCAAAUUCUACACAAAAAUCUGCCCGUGGCACACAGGUGCAAGAUAA
Molecule: messenger RNA, 3828 nt
Organism: Sclerotinia sclerotiorum 1980 UF-70
Lineage: Eukaryota; Fungi; Ascomycota; Leotiomycetes; Helotiales; Sclerotiniaceae
Exons: 2
Coding region: 1-3828 (1275 amino acids)
Molecular function (GO): nucleic acid binding; RNA-DNA hybrid ribonuclease activity
Source: RefSeq, a predicted model, not a curated record